CUUUUCUCGCGAUAAGUUGCCCACGUUAUACUGGACUAAACAUAAAUACAGCCAAAGUCUGCUUGCUUGGAGAACUACUCUACCGGGAGACAUGAGUGUUGAACUCACAAAGGGAGCCGUUGAAGCACUGAUCAACAGCCCACAGGCGGACAGUGACAUCAUUCUGCAGUUGCUGAAUAUCCGUCAGCUUUCAAAUAGUUCUGGUCCUCCCCGGUUCCGGCUCUUCAUGAGUGAUGGCCAGCACUCUUCGCCUUCCUUCCUGUUGGCUACACAAAUGAACCAUCUGAAGGAAGACAACCUCCUGGAACCUAACUGUGUGUGUAUCGUGAAGAAGACCAUCAACAACACGUUGGCAGAUGGGAGGUGUGUGGUGGUUGUGCUGGAUAUGGAGAUACUGCAAUCGGCCGGGGAAACUGGAGGGAGGAUUGGGAAUCCCACUCUAUAUGAUGCAACUGGUAAGAAAUGCUCUCCGCAGAAGCCCAGCUCAGGUCCUUCUGUCCCGGCAUCCCCUCCGUCGGCAGCAGUACCCGGAUCCUCCAAUAAGAAAAACACCACCCUUUCUUCUCCACGAGGCCAUGAAAAACAUUUUGUGGGAAAGUCACCCAUGAAGACGUCCCCCGCGAAGGCCUCUAAUGCUUCUCCAAGUUCUUCGGCAAAAGUGAUGCCUAUUGCAAGUCUCAACCCCUACCAGAGCAAGUGGACUAUCAGAGCACGCGUCACCAACAAAUCCAGUAUCCGCACCUGGAGUAACUCGAGAGGAGAGGGCAAGCUCUUCUCCUUUGAGAUAGUGGAUGAGAGUGGAGAAAUCAAGAUCACAGCCUUCAACAAUGAAGUGGACAAGUUUUUCUCUCUAGUUGAGCAGGGCAAGGUGUACUUCAUCACCAAGGCCACGCUGAAGGUGGCCAACAGACAGUACACCACACUGAAGAACGACUAUGAGAUGACCCUCCAGGCACAUUCAUCCAUCGUGCCAUGUGACGACACUGGAGGCAUCCCCGCUGUGCUCUGUGACUUUGUGCCCAUCGCUGAGUUGGAGAACAGAGAAAAGGACACCGUCGUUGAUGUGAUUGGAGUGUGUAAGAGUGCGGAGGAUGUAUCUCGUAUCACCACCAAGACCAGCAGAGAAGUCUCCAAGAGGGCACUGCACCUGAUAGACCCCACUGGCAAAGAGGUUACAGCCACGCUGUGGGGAGAGGAGGCGGAGAAGUUUGACGGCUCUCAGCAGCCGGUGGUCGCGAUCAAAGGCGCUCGCUUGUCUGAUUUUGGAGGCCGAUCUCUCUCUGCUUUGUUCAGCUCAACAGUCAUGGUCAACCCAGACUUACCGGAGGCGUUUAGUCUGCGGGCCUGGUACGACCAGGGAGGCUAUGCGAUCGACUGCCAAUCACUGACGGAGACGAGGUCAGUGGGCAGCGGAGCGAAGACGAAUUGGAAAACGCUGAGUGACGUCAAGAGUGAACAGUUGGGACAAGGAGAGAAGGCGGACUACUUCACCUGUUUGGCAUCGGUGGUGUACAUUCGUAAGGAGAAUUGUCUGUACCGGGCGUGUCCGUCUGCAGAAUGCAAUAAGAAGGUGGUCGACCAGCAGAACGGACUCUACCGCUGCGAGAAGUGUAACCAAGAGUUCCCCAACUUCAAAUACAGACUCCUGCUCUCCGCCAACUUGGCGGACUUCGGGGAUAACCAGUGGGUGACUUGCUUCCAGGAGACAGCUGAGGUCCUGUUAGGUCACAGCGCAGAAACACUGGGACAGCUCAGAGACACCGACGAAACUGCAUUCGAGGAAGUCUUUCAGAAAACCAACUUCACAACUCACAUCUUCAGAAACCGAGUCAAGCUGGAGACGUAUAACGAUGAGAGUCGAGUGAAGGUAACCGUCAUGGAAGUCCUGCCCGUCGACCACAGGGAAUACAGCAGGCGACUCCUCAGUAACAUCCGUAAAUUGGCCAGCUGAAUGGAGUUCCAGUCAUCCAAACAGCUUUCUGGUGAUACUUUUUCUUUCUUUUUUUUCUUCGACUGGUCUCUAAAUGCCGCCCGGCUUUUCUCCCCCAUCGAGCAUAUCUGACAGAAGCAUCGGGGCGGUCAGUGAUUCAUCUGAAUAAAUGGCAGCCGAACAAAAGCUUGGUUCUUACUCCAACGUGCCAUUUAUGAGACACUGCAACACCGUUCAAAUUACAUGAAACUAUUUAAUUGUGUUGCCAUUUUAACAAAGAGCAUUAUUAUUAUUAUAUUACUUGAUAACACAUACCUGUGUUUGAGAUCAGCAAACAUUUUGAUUGUUUUUCAUGUAUCUUACAUGCUCCCACUUUUUUAUUUAGCUUUGCUUUUAAUACCAAUGAUUCAUCUUUUUUUUUUUAACUGUUUAAAAAAGAAUCACUGUUGGAUGAGUCAGAUUUGGUUAUAUCUUUCAUUGUUCCAUUUUAAGUAUUACA
This is a messenger RNA of Pungitius pungitius (ninespine stickleback), 2429 nucleotides long. RefSeq names its product replication protein A 70 kDa DNA-binding subunit-like. NCBI's taxonomy places the organism in Eukaryota, Metazoa, Chordata, Actinopteri, Perciformes, Gasterosteidae. The record is from RefSeq and is a predicted model, not a curated record. Gene Ontology annotation, molecular function: single-stranded telomeric DNA binding; damaged DNA binding. The transcript has 17 exons. Gene Ontology annotation, cellular component: nucleus; DNA replication factor A complex. Gene Ontology annotation, biological process: double-strand break repair via homologous recombination; telomere maintenance via telomerase; DNA replication. The coding region runs from base 92 to 1951 and encodes 619 amino acids.